Molecule: messenger RNA, 3287 nt
Organism: Ochotona curzoniae (black-lipped pika)
Lineage: Eukaryota; Metazoa; Chordata; Mammalia; Lagomorpha; Ochotonidae
Gene: KCNH1
Product: potassium voltage-gated channel subfamily H member 1
Exons: 11
Coding region: 144-3113 (989 amino acids)
Biological process (GO): regulation of membrane potential; potassium ion transmembrane transport
Cellular component (GO): membrane
Molecular function (GO): delayed rectifier potassium channel activity
Source: RefSeq, a predicted model, not a curated record
CCGCCCGUGCCCGCCCGGGUCCCCGCGGGGGCGCAUGGGGCGCUUGGAGCCGGCGUCGCGCGCGGGCCCCGCGCCCAGCUUGCAGCUGCCGUGAGGAGCCGUGCCGGGACGCCCCCCCCCACCAGCCCGGAGCUGCUGGGAGGAUGACCAUGGCGGGGGGCCGGAGGGGACUGGUGGCUCCGCAAAACACGUUUCUGGAGAACAUUGUCCGGCGCUCCAAUGACACGAAUUUUGUUUUGGGGAAUGCCCAGAUCGUGGACUGGCCUAUCGUGUACAGCAACGAUGGAUUUUGCAAGCUGUCUGGCUAUCACAGGGCAGAAGUGAUGCAGAAAAGCAGUACCUGCAGUUUUAUGUAUGGGGAGCUGACAGACAAAGACACCAUCGAAAAGGUGCGGCAAACUUUUGAGAACUAUGAGAUGAAUUCAUUUGAAAUUUUGAUGUACAAGAAGAACAGGACACCUGUGUGGUUCUUUGUGAAAAUUGCUCCAAUUCGAAACGAACAGGAUAAAGUGGUUUUAUUUCUUUGCACUUUCAGUGACAUAACUGCUUUCAAGCAGCCCAUUGAGGAUGAUUCAUGUAAAGGCUGGGGGAAGUUUGCUCGGCUGACCAGAGCCCUGACAAGCAGCAGGGGGGUCCUGCAGCAGCUGGCGCCUAGCGUGCAGAAGGGCGAGAAUGUCCACAAGCACUCUCGCCUGGCAGAGGUCCUGCAGCUGGGCUCAGACAUCCUUCCCCAGUAUAAGCAAGAGGCGCCGAAGACUCCUCCUCACAUCAUCUUACAUUACUGUGUUUUUAAGACCACGUGGGAUUGGAUCAUCUUGAUCUUGACCUUCUACACAGCCAUCUUGGUCCCUUACAAUGUCUCCUUUAAAACCAGGCAGAACAAUGUGGCAUGGCUGGUUGUGGACAGCAUUGUGGAUGUCAUCUUUUUGGUGGACAUUGUCCUGAAUUUUCAUACCACCUUUGUUGGGCCAGCAGGGGAGGUCAUUUCUGACCCCAAACUCAUCCGCAUGAACUACCUGAAGACGUGGUUUGUGAUUGACCUCCUGUCCUGUUUGCCAUAUGAUGUCAUCAACGCUUUUGAGAACGUGGAUGAGGUUAGUGCCUUUAUAGGUGAUCCAGGGAAGAUUGGUUUUGCUGAUCAGAUUCCACCACCACUGGAGGGGAGAGAGAGUCAGGGAAUCAGCAGCCUGUUCAGUUCUCUGAAAGUUGUGCGGCUGCUCCGUCUCGGGCGAGUGGCCCGUAAGCUGGAUCACUACAUUGAGUAUGGCGCUGCAGUGCUGGUCCUGCUGGUGUGUGUGUUUGGGCUGGCUGCACACUGGAUGGCCUGCAUCUGGUACAGCAUCGGGGACUAUGAGAUCUUUGAUGAAGACACCAAGACGAUCCGCAACAACAGCUGGCUCUACCAACUGGCGAUGGACAUUGGCACCCCUUACCAGUUCAAUGGGUCUGGCUCAGGGAAGUGGGAAGGUGGUCCCAGCAAGAAUUCAGUCUACAUCUCCUCACUGUAUUUCACCAUGACCAGCCUCACCAGUGUGGGCUUUGGGAACAUCGCCCCAUCCACAGACAUCGAGAAGAUCUUUGCAGUCGCCAUCAUGAUGAUUGGCUCACUUCUCUAUGCCACCAUCUUCGGAAACGUGACGACCAUUUUCCAACAGAUGUACGCCAACACCAACAGAUACCAUGAGAUGCUCAACAGUGUCCGGGACUUCCUGAAGCUCUACCAGGUGCCGAAAGGAUUGAGUGAGCGGGUCAUGGACUAUAUCGUGUCCACUUGGUCCAUGUCCAGAGGCAUCGACACAGAGAAGGUUCUGCAGAUCUGCCCCAAGGACAUGAGAGCUGACAUCUGUGUGCACCUGAACCGCAAGGUGUUCAAGGAGCACCCGGCCUUCCGACUGGCCAGCGAUGGCUGCUUGCGGGCCCUUGCCAUGGAGUUCCAGACGGUGCACUGUGCCCCAGGGGACCUCAUCUACCAUGCAGGAGAGAGUGUCGACAGCCUCUGUUUUGUGGUCUCUGGCUCCCUGGAGGUGAUCCAGGAUGACGAAGUGGUGGCCAUCCUAGGGAAAGGAGACGUGUUUGGGGAUGUGUUCUGGAAGGAAGCCACCCUUGCCCAGUCCUGUGCCAACGUUCGAGCCCUGACCUACUGUGACCUGCAUGUGAUCAAACGAGAUGCCCUGCAGAAAGUGCUGGAAUUCUACACAGCCUUCUCCCACUCCUUCUCCCGGAACCUGAUUCUCACCUACAACUUGAGGAAGAGGAUUGUCUUCCGGAAGAUCAGUGACGUAAAGCGGGAGGAGGAAGAGCGCAUGAAGCGCAAGAACGAGGCCCCGCUAAUCCUGCCCCCCGACCACCCUGUCCGGCGCCUCUUCCAACGAUUCCGGCAGCAGAAAGAGGCCCGCCUGGCGGCCGAGCGAGGCGGCCGGGACCUGGAUGACUUGGACGUGGAAAAGGGCAGUGUCCUCACGGAGCACGCCUCGGCCAACCACAGCCUGGUGAAAGCCAGCGUGGUCACGGUCCGAGAGAGUCCCGCCACUCCCGUGGCCUUCCAGGCGGCCUCCACCACGGCCGUGUCGGACCAUGCCAAGCUGCACGCUCCUGGGUCUGAGUGCCUGGGCCCCAAGGCAGGCGCAGGUGACUGUGCCAAGCGCAAAGGCUGGGCUCGCUUCAAAGAUGCCUGUGGGAAGGGGGAGGACUGGAACAAAGUAUCCAAGGCUGAAUCGAUGGAGACACUCCCGGAGAGGACGAAGGCGGCAGGCGAGGCCACGCUGAAGAAGACGGACUCGUGCGACAGCGGCAUCACCAAGAGCGACCUGCGUCUGGACAACGUGGGCGAGGCCCGGAGUCCCCAGGACCGGAGCCCCGUCAUGGCGGAGGUCAAGCAUUCCUUCUACCCCAUCCCCGAGCAGACGCUGCAGGCCACAGUCCUGGAGGUCAAACACGAGCUGAAGGAGGACAUCAAGGCCUUGAACACCAAAAUGACCACCAUCGAGAAGCAGCUGGCCGAGAUCCUCAGGAUAUUAACAUCCAGGAGGGCCUCGCAGUCCCCGCAGGAGCUGCUGGAGCUAUCCAGGCCCCAGUCCCCAGGGUCUGAGAGGGACGUUUUUGGAGCCAGCUGAGAAGUCUACUUAAGCAGCAAAGUCAAGGACAGAACCCCACACCCUUGCCCAGACACCACUCACCACCCAUGCCCACACGUGUGGCCAACAGUCUUCAAAGCAGGCGGCUCUUGACCAGAAAUCCAAGUGGGGCUAGUGGCUUAGGCACGCUCAUUCUCUCCGGAAAAAAGAGGG